CAGGUCCUUGACAGCAUUGACUUUUGUGUCUGAUGAGUGAGAGGAAUAACUUUUAAGUUCAAGUUGAUAUAAAAAGCCAGAGUUGCCCUGAGGGUGUGUAACAUUUAGGCAGGAGGUCAGCACACUAAGGUAAGGAAGAAAAUUAAUCUGUAAAGUGUGCUUAGAAUAUACUUUGAUUUGUUAAAACAAAUUUUUGAAAUAUCUCCUUCACUGGUUGAUGUCAACAUAUGUUCUUUGUUUUACUCUAUGGUACAAAAUUAAAAAUUAAUAAUUGAUAAUUUAGUUUUCUUGUUUAUUAUAUAUCUGCCUUUGAUCCUUAUGUAUUAUGCUUUGAAAUCAAGAAGCCUUGUACAUGUAGCUUUUUAUGACCCUUGGCUACUUAUAGUACUAUUUUAUAUUGAAUAAUAUUAUAAUAGAUUUACAGUAAAAUAAUAAACUGAAAGUGUAAACUGACAACCUUGGGCAACAAAAUCAGAAACAUGGAACCAAAGACUUUCAUGUAUUCUUGACUGGUUUUUUCAUUGGUUUUAAAAGCAAUUUCCUCCUUGUUUUUUUGAGAGCUUUUUUACUAUUUCACAAGCUAAAAAUCAUUGUUAAAGAAUAAAUUGCUAUCACCUUCAGAUGCAAUUUUCAAAACAUCAUUGCUUUUCUUUUAUUUUGUUUGUUUCUCCUUAUUGCUGCAAGCACAGCUAUCGCCGGGAAGCAGUCCUUAGUCUGUUUUCCCAUCUCCCGCUGUGCUACAUUAGAACCCAGUCUACUGAGUUGACAUAGCAGUUACAGUUUCUUUGUCGACAAUUACACAGCCUGGAACAAAGAAUAAAUCCCUACAUAAAUUUCAAAAGAAAGAGAUACACUAAUAAAUAUGGAAAUAAAAUCAUGAUCAUCUGUUGAUGCAUACUGAAGCUAUUAUAUGUUAGUGAAUUGAGGAACACUAGAAUUACUCACAAUUUUUAAUCUUCAACUGUCACAUGAAUCCUUCAUGCACUAACCAAAGCACUCCUACUUUAAUUUGUAAAAUUAAACUUUCAGAGAAAUAGCUCUUUGUCUUGUAAUAAUACCUUCAUGUACGCAGUGGUUGUACAUGUAUAUUUGGUUGUUGCCAUCAUCCUCUUUUGUGGUCUGAAAACCAGGAUGAGGAAAGAAGGGGAAAAUUCCCAUAUUCAUUUAUCCAUAUUAGUAGUAACUAACUAAAUGUGCUCUGUUUUGGUGCUAGGCAGCAGAAAGAAUUCCAAGGGCUAAGCUCUCACUUCAAAAGAACUCUAUAAUGCCAGUUGAAGACAGCCCACAGAUGGGGAGUGAAAAACACCCAUAAAAGGAGUGCUGGAAUGGAUAUAUUUUUAGAAGCUUUUAAUCAUUGGCCUUCUUCCCUUUCUUGAAACUAAUUCAACUUAGAGGAGAUAAACUUUACAGUCAAGUCCUAAUAGUGUGGUUCAAGAGCAAAGUGAAAGGUAAUUAAGAAGAGUCUGACAAUGGAUUCAUUUUGGGGUUGAUUAUGUAAUUCUUAGCCGGCUAUGGAGUUGAAUUCCCUUCAAGCUUGGAUUUUUUCUUACCUCAUUAUUUCCACAAUAAUCUGAUUUACUGGUAAUAGGGUGUUACUUAUUCAUUUAUUUACCUCUCUCAUCUUGUUGUCAUUAGGUCAACAACUGCUGGUUAUGGGAUCUGAAGACUCAGAGCUUAGGACUUCCCAGAAGUCACAUCACAAGAAAUCAACUCAAAAACGGAAAUUGUCAAGAGGUCUUAUAUGAUUCAUAUGGAUCUUUCUCAUUUUGUGUAAUCCAAUGAAGCUGGUGACGACUGAUGGAAUAUUCAAAUUUGGUGCCAAUAGACAUUUAGAGCAUCCUGGUCAGAUGAAAGGAAUUUAAUUGUGUAUGGUAAAGGUAAAAGGUAAAGAGAGUUAAUGACUUACACUGUCCUUGAUGCAAGAUGUAAUGAGAAAGUGUCCAACCUUUAAGUCAAGUUGUUCUCUGUGUUUCUGUAUCAUGUUGCAUUCAAGGCAAAACCAGUGAAUAAAAACGUGGCAAAAGGAGAGUAUCAUAUUAGUUGAGGCAAAGUUGUUGUGAAGGAAAACAGGAAGUUUAUUUAAAUUACUGUAUUGAGCAGAACUUGUUUAGAUGAUCAGUCAGCUUAAUCAUGGAGAAGAUAAACAUGAAAGAUACCAACUCUUGUUUAGAGAUGAACAAUUUUGAAACAAUCUGGAAACAAUCUUAAACUCAGUUUAACACUCAACACCCUAACAUCAGUAUGCAUAUUCUCCAUACUGUUCUCUAUACAUUUCUCAAGUGCUGACAAGGAAAAUGUGUUUAACAAUCAAGAGCUUGUUUAAUUGGUGAUCAUUUUGUUUAUUUUUGUUUCCUUAAUGUGUGAUUCUGGGGGGAUACUAUUAGGAGAAAUUGGACGUUAGUCACUUCUAGGGAUCAAAUGGUUAAACUUUGCCUACUUAAGUGGGGAAUCUUCUCGAAAUAAUUUUUCUGCUUAAUAGAGUUUUAGAAAUUUAAAGGAGAAUUAACAUGUUGGUCAUCCAAGUACAUUUUACAGAAUAAGAAGUAUUAGCAUAACUGCUCAGGAGGUUAUAGAGAUUUUCAUGUCUUUGAUUGUUCAGGAACUUCACUAUACAGGUGGUGAUUAUGACAGGGGGUUAAAUUUCAGAUUGAUCUGGUCAAUUGAUCAAAUAUUUUUUUAAAAGGCUUUAUGGAAAUUAUGUACACUUUUACUUUUGCUUGGUGUGGUGUUAUUGUCUACUUCAGACUGAAUUUGCCUUUGAUUUCCUGGUUUUGUUUGAAAUACUUUAAGUAUAUUUGGUCACACUUUUGCACAAUAAUAGUUACAAAUUUCAAUUGCAUUGCACCGAAUUUUAAAAUAUCUUCAAGUAUAUUGUAAGCAAUGCCCUUAGAUGGAGUGAUAUAAUGUAAUGAUGAAAUCUUGAAAUUCUUAUUUUACUUUUAACCAGAUGAGGAGUACCAUAGAUACCUAAGUUACCAUAGUGGUAUUCAGUAUCUUAGCGUUGUGGUUAUGUUUACAUAUAACAAUAAACUGCCCUAUUUAAAACAUGGCUUGGCCACUGUCUAUGCUUGACUUGAUUUGACGAUAGAAUUAUUAAGUUGAUGGCAAAAAAGAUUAUAUACAUGUAGAAGUAAUUGCUAAGACCUGAGAUCUUUGUACAUUGCUAAUUUAUGCAAGAUUACAGCUAGUUCCCAUACAUUAUGAAAAUGAUGUUUUUCUUUCUCCCAACAAUUAGCUAGAAUUAAGCCAGUUACUAAGUACCUAAUAGUGAGAAAGGCAAUCAGAAGUUAAAAAAAAUUAAAUGUGCAUUUACAAGGUGGUGGCAGGAGAAGUGGGGGGGAAGGGAAGGUUGUUACUGAGAGACACUCCCUUCCAUGGCCUAGAUGGGUACGUGUCACCAAUGAUGUAAUUUUAGGGUUUUAGAUUCUUACUUACAGUUGAAAUUUUUCUUUUGUACCUUACACACAGUGCCUUUGCAGACUUAAGGAUGUUGGCAGAUCAAAUCAGUGAAACUUUUUUUGUUCUGACCAGGAAAGCAAAAUGAACAGGUUGGGUCAUGGACAAGGCCUUAAUCCUUAAACUCCUAAGAGUGACUAACAUUUAACUUCUCCUUACAAUGUCGCCCCUAAAUCACUCAUUAAGGUAAUAAGAAUAAAGGAGAUGAUCACCAACUAAAGAAGCUCUUGACUGUUGGACAAAUUCUCCUUGUGAGAACCCUAGGAAAUGUCUAGGGAGUAGUAUGGAGAACAUGCAUACUGACGUUAUGGAGUUACACACGUCUGAGAUAAACCCUCUUUUUCUUUUUGAAUCAAAUUUUGUUACCACGCAGACCACCACUAGAUUAAGUUGAGCAAAAAUAUUUACACAGAAUGCAUUUCAAAGGUGUUUUAAGAGACCAACAGCUCUUUUCUCAACAAUCUGAUGUCGAUAAGCGUCAUGGGCUGUUUCGUCGUCAGAUGUUUCUCGCAGAAGACGUAGAAAGUUAUCUCCAUACAGACGUGAAGUCGAAAAAGUUUUCUAUUUUUUAACUCUCUCACCCCUAAGCGCUUGGCUUCUGAUUCCUCUUUACAGUGUCACCCUUGAAUCAAAUGUAAGGUAGUGAGAAUAAAGGAAAUAACCACUAUUUUUAAGAAGGUUGCGCUUGUCAAAAAAUUCUCCUUGUAAUCCAGAGCCACAGGAAAUAUAAAAAGAAAAUUGUAGAGAAUCUGAAUAUUAGGGUUAGGGUGUGAAGGGUUAACCCUUUACGCCCUAACAUCAGUAUGGAUAUUCUCCAUACUGUUCCCCAUACAUUUCCAAAGAGGCUGACAAGGAGAAUUUGUUUAACAAUCAAGAGCUGCUUAAGUUGGUGAUCAUCUCAUGUCUUUCAUGUUUGAUUCAGGGGUGUUAUAUUAGGGAGAAAUUAGAUGCUACUCACUCUUACGGGCUAAAGGGUUAAGACCAACAUCUACUGCGAGCAAGCAACAUCACAACUCAUUAAAAAAGACAAACAACAUGCAACACAAACAAAAAGAAAAUUAGCAUUAACAUUUUAUUUUUAUCUUUAGAACCAACAUGGAGUGGGCUGAACAACAUUACAAUAUUCUUUGUCAGGGGAUUCUCGUUCUUGAACCAUUCAAGGCAAAGCCAAGGAAGCAUUGCAAGUGGCCAAAUUUGGAAUAAAAUAGUGAACAAUCUGAAAAGCCUUCAACAUCCCCAGUUCAGAGUGACGAAGUUGUUGUUUUGCAUAGGACGGCUAAAAAAUGUACAAAGUUUUGAAACGCACGUGCUGAGCUGUUGUUCUGCCAAUUAGAUAUUUUGUUUUUCCAUGUCCUCGUUACCGUCGCCGUCGUGGUUUGCUUAAGGUCCUUAAUAUCAACGUGAAAUCAUCAAAAUUUUGGUGGUUUAAGAAAGGAAACCCCGACGGCAAAUUAAGUUUCUAUUCUACGCCGCUCUCAUACAUUAUGCUGAGGUUAACACAUUCAGUCAUUCGUGAGAUUCCAACUACACGUACAUAUUCAUUAUUAAAUCGUCGUCUUCCUCGGCGUUGCCGUCCUAACUGCUAAAGGUCCCUAUUGAAACAUGCUGACCUUGCAGUUUGAUCUGAUAAACUUGCAAGAGAUUUCUAGGUUUAAAGCAACCUCCAGCUGUGGCAACGUUGGUAAAGUGAUUGGUAUCAAAGAAAAUAAAUUAUUUAUCGACGAUGUUAGUAUGGAAAUAUUCGUUCCCGCAAUUACGCAAUUGCACGAACGUUUUCAAGAACCGGAACUGAAAGGAGCCAAUCAUGAAGAGGGGGCAAUGAUUUGACAUUUUGCAUUUAUAAUUAUUGAGAUGUUUCCUUUUAGAAAAAUCAUUUCGCAUCUUCAGCUUUUCGUUUCUCGGGAUUAGUAAAAUGUCGACAAGCACUUCUUCAAGUAACAGUCAACAAUGGGGACCCACUCAGGCCAGUUUUUCAAGUGAUCGAUCAGCAGGAGACAGUGCUUUUUUAGUGAGACUUCAAAGCCGAGAGAGAGAAAUAAAGGCGCUGAAGGAUGAAAUUGACAAGCUGAGAGAAAAUGAAGAACGCAAUCAUGUUAAAAUUAAGGCUUUAGAGAGGAAAAUUGAAGAACUGGAAACAGAAAAACGGUUAUUGAAAGAACAAGUGAAUCUCCAGAGCAGUGAGUUGGAUUUGGUCAAGAAAAGAGUUGACGCUUUAGAGGAAGUGCAAGUGUCCCUGCUCCUGGCAACAAUGUGUGACGAGAUACAAAACAUGAUGUUCAAAAGAAUAUUUCCACAAAGAUUUAACUCAAAAAUACAACGAAAGGUGAAAGACAUCGAAGACAUGUUAAGAACAUCGGGAGACGGAGAAAAACGUAAGUGGGCCUUGCUACAAGAUGAGCUGAAUUGGAAGUACUGCCACUUCGAUGCCGUGAGAUCACUAAAAAGAGUCAGAAAUACGCGCGCUCAUCCCGUCGCAAAGCUGACAGAGGAAGCACUUAAGGAGUCUGUCCUGAAGAUGACAGAAGAACACUUCUUUGAAGAAGAUGACAAUUGGCUGUCUGUUGAAGUCGUCAACGAACUGAUCACGAUGUGGAAACAUUUAAAGGAAAAACAUUAGUCUUCAAUUUUUUAGACGCUCACUCUUAAAAUUGCCCAUGGCGAUGUGAUGUGUAAAUAUCCACAGGCUUUUACCAAGAUAUAUAAAAACAAUACAUGGAAUGAUGUAAAACAUCGCUAAUGUAAUCUCGAAUUUUUUGUAACAAGUAACCAAAUUCACUGCUAUGGUACCAGAAAAGACUCUCACUAUUGAUCGUAUUUGUGUCGUACACAAGCAAUUUAGAAUUCUCUGCCAUAUGUUUUAAGUCUCUUCCUGUUUUAGUCACUCGUUUGUCAAAUCUUCUUAGCUUUAAGACGAAUUUACAAGAGCUUUUACUAAAAAAAUUACUGAGUUGACCAAGCACUUUUCCGCAGCACUUUUUUCUUUUUUUAAAUACAAUUUGUAAAUCAGGCGACUCCCAUAAGCUCAGUGGCUUCCUUGGUCUUCUCGCCUUCUGUAAGUUUUAGUGUCGUAGAAAAUGUUUAUUUGCAUUGUUGACAAGACAAAUAAAUGAUAAUGGCGAUGGAUAAAAAACUGAAUUAAUUUAGAUUUCCGACAUUUCAUGCACAAACCCAGAGCAG
This is a messenger RNA of Pocillopora meandrina, 6633 nucleotides long. The record is from the annotation of a GenBank genome assembly. Lineage: Eukaryota; Metazoa; Cnidaria; Anthozoa; Scleractinia; Pocilloporidae.